AUCAUCAGGCACUGACGCAUAUAGUAUAUUGCAGCAAGCAAGCAAGAGCUACAACAUCUUAGUGAUUGAUCUCCAGGAGAUUAAUUGAUGGCGAGCAAUAAUAACAAGCAAGGAGGAGGAGGAGGCGACAAGGUGGCAUCAGCAGCUGCUCCCAAUGAAGAGAUUGACCCCAAAUACGAGUGGGUCGAGAAUGCCAACAACUUCCUCCUCCGUCUCACCCUCACAGGGUUCAAGAAGGAAGAUUUCAGGGUGCAAGUAGACGGCAAGGGCAAGCUCACCGUCCGCGGCCAGCGCCCCGCCGGCGCCGGCAACAAGCACGUCCGCUUCCACAAGGUCUUCCAGCUGCCCUCCAAUGCCAGCGUCGACGACAUCACCGGCCGCUUCGAGGCCAACGUGCUCACCAUCACCGUCCCCAAGCGCCCCGCCGCCGCGUCUCCCUCCUCCGUACAGGAGAUCAAGCAGCGCGCCAAGCAGGACGACGAAGACGAGGAAGCCAGGAAGAAGAAGGAGGACGAAGCCAACAAGAAGAAGAAGAAGCUGGAGGAGGACGUCGAAGCCAACAAGAAGAAGAAGAAGAAGCUGCAGGAGGAGGAAGCCAACAAGAAGAAGAAACUAGAGGAGGAGGAAGAGGCGAGCAAGAAGAAGAAGCAGCAGCAGCAGCUGGAGGAGGAAGAUGCCAUGGCCAAGCGAGGCAAACAAGCUGAUGAGCAACAAGUGCACAAGUCUGCAACCGAGAGGAAGGAACAACAGGUCAAUGCUGCACCGGGGCUCAGCAUCGAUCGUGACAACAUGGCGGAGAGGGUGAAGCGGCGCGCCGAGGAAGAGAGAGCUAAGGCUGCUGCGGCGGCGGAGAAGACGACGACGGGGUUUAGCGGGUGGAGAGAGCGCGUGGCCGGGGAGCUGGAGCACCUGGGCGACAUGAGGUGGGCGGAGGGCGUGGUGCAGACGGCGAGGAGGAACAAGGAGGUGAUCGCCACCGCCGUCGCCGCCUUCUCCAUCGGCUUCUUCAUCUCCCAGAAGCUCUGCUGCAGGAGGUGAUCGAUCCACAUCCACCCGUCUCAUUCUCAUCGAUCACCAGCUCGCCCGCCGUUGCAUCCAUAUCUAUUCGUGCAUGACAACGUACAGCAAAUACACGAAUGUAAAGCGACAAAGUCUGUAAAUUUGGAAGGCAUUAAUAUAGACCGUCCCUCCAUAUUUUAAUAGAUAAGAUCUCCGUAUUUUAACUGAUAAGGUUGUUAAUUUUAUUUCACAUGUUUGGUAAUUCGUAUUAUUUAAA
Messenger RNA from Oryza brachyantha (malo sina), 1276 nucleotides. RefSeq names its product inactive protein RESTRICTED TEV MOVEMENT 2-like. NCBI's taxonomy places the organism in Eukaryota, Viridiplantae, Streptophyta, Magnoliopsida, Poales, Poaceae. The record is from RefSeq and is a predicted model, not a curated record. Bases 88 to 1038 code for a protein of 316 amino acids. The transcript has 2 exons.